This is a messenger RNA of Cooperia oncophora, 282 nucleotides long. Lineage: Eukaryota; Metazoa; Nematoda; Chromadorea; Rhabditida; Trichostrongylidae. The record is from the annotation of a GenBank genome assembly.
AUGCCUUUGUGUGACCCUGCCGAGUUGACGAGGAUUUCCAUGCGAAUCGCCGACGAUGGUAAAAUGACGUUCGUCGAUGCUCGUGUCUCACAACUACUCGGCCUCACCCCUGAUCAACUAGUCGGACGAUUUUGGUGGCAAGUGGUGCAUCCAUCCGACGAGCAAUCCCUGCACGAAUCGUUUAUUGCGAUGAUGACGCGUGAUCAACCAAUGCGGCUAAACUGCCGCAUUCGAUCGGCAAGUGAGCUACCGACCUGUACGUUCUCGCGUACAAGUUCCUGA